AUGCCCCCAUGGGGAAGACCACCAGGGGCACGAACGGGGAGAAAUACUAGGGGACGUGCGUGGGAGGAGACACGGCUGGAGGAGGUGGAUAGUGAGGAAGAUGCAUACGGGCGGGAGUUGGUGCGGAGCGGUCGAUACAGGCAGGAGUAUGGAGGGCGCGGCCCGCGGAGGCGACCUGUGGAUUAUGAGGACCUGACGGAUGAAGCUGAAUCGCUUGAUGGGGGAGAAUUCGAUCUAUACGACUAUGAGGAUAGCACGGUGGCCUACGCGAUCCAGUUGGCCAUGCGGGAUAAGGAGGAUCAAUUGGUGGACACGGCGCUCGAACGAAUUCGCCGCGCCCAAGUUCUGGGAAAGAAAAACGUCCGGCUGUCGAAACAGGAACUGGAUGCCUUGGAGCGCAAGCGCCAACAGACGCAUGGUUCAAGUGGAAGCCGGCGUUCAUCAGUCAAUUCUAUCAAAGGGACGUCGCGCCCAUCAUCCCGACGGAGCGUUGUCGCGCCAGAGCCCGGCGCGUAUUCGACCUUUGCGCCUGAUGCACACAGCACCUGGGCUCGUGGGACGGCCGGCUCGCGGCCGUCCAGCUCAUCUUCUGCUCGUCCUCGCACUCCAACGACACAAUCUCUUCGUCCCCAGCAGUCCAAUUCACCUCUUCGGCCUACCUACCCAUAUACUCCUGAGCGCUUUGCCCCCACUGCCCGACCACAGUCGAUGCCACAACCGCCUGUGUUCCCACGGCCACUGCCAGAUGAUCCGCAGUGGGCCCCGUCCUACUACAAUACAAUGCAAAUGAGCCCAUACGGGGAACCUGCGCCAUACCUACCGCAGGUGCCCACCGAUCUCCGGGCUGGUCAGCAAAAUCGAAUCAGUUACCCUUCAGGGCCUCCAUAUCCAGUUAGUCAAUCUUCGACCAAGCGCUCACCGUCAGAUCCAGUCAAGUUAGAGACGGAGCAAUCCACGGAAGAUGAAUCGGGGAGCGAGGAUGAAGUGCAGAUCGUCAAGGUGGCCAAGGUGGCGGAGCGCAAGGCUUCAGUUGCGCAGAGGCGGCCGGUUGCUGGAACCACCCGUAAACGGACCAGCCGAUGA
Molecule: messenger RNA, 1083 nt
Organism: Penicillium robsamsonii
Lineage: Eukaryota; Fungi; Ascomycota; Eurotiomycetes; Eurotiales; Aspergillaceae
Exons: 1
Coding region: 1-1083 (360 amino acids)
Source: RefSeq, a predicted model, not a curated record